UUGGAUAUCGCACUUUCCCUCCCUUCCCCACUACGAUAUGGCUGACACCAAGAUGGCACCGCCCUUCUCUCUGCUGCUGCUCCUAUCUCUCUGCAGCUGUGCCAUGCUGGAUGAAGCUCCCCCACCUCCCCCUGACCCCCCCACAGACAGCCCUGAUUGUCAUGAAGCCUUCUCACUGGAGUCCAACCAGAGGUCACUGGAGGCGUCCCUCACCAAGCUGGGACAGAGGCUACUGCAGCACCUCAAGCCCAGUCCAGACGAGCCCAACAUCCUCAUCUCACCCCUCAGCAUCGCACUCGCACUCUCGCAACUAGCUCUGGGGGCAGGGAGUGAGACCCAGGCUCAGCUGCUGGAUGCCCUCCAUGCCCAAGACCUGCCCUGCUACCACCAACUCCUCAGCGGCCUGCAGAGACACCUCAACGCCAUGGACAUACCCAUCGCCUCACGACUAUACCUCCGCCCAGGCUUUGAGGUCAAGAAGGAGUUUGUGAGGAAAUCGUUACACUGGUACAGGUCUGAACCCGCCCCUCUGGCCACAGUGGACGAGGUCAACCAAUGGGUAGAGGAGGUCACCAAGGGGCACAUGACCAACUUCCUGCAAGAGAUACCUCCUGCUGCCGUCUUACUGCUCCUCAAUGCACUCCAUUUUAAAGGGGACUGGGAAUCUCGCUUUGACAGAGAGCUGACUAGCAAAGACCGUUUCUAUGUCAACAGCACCACACCGGUGGAAGUGGUCAUGAUGCAGGCUAGCAAGUAUCCCCUCAGCAUGCUAGAGGACAACAAGCUUGGUGCACAGGUUGCUCGAUUCAGAUUCCAGAAUAACACCAGUUUCCUGGUCCUGAUGCCGAUGGGGACGGGGCAGGAGAACCUGUCCACAAUGGUGGCCAAGCUGAACAUUUCCGACCUCUACGCUCGACUGCCCAGUCCCAGGGAAAUGCAUGUCAAACUGCCCAAGUUCAAGUUGGAGUACAAGCAGGAAUUGGAGAAGCCACUGACCAGCAUCGGUCUGGGGUCUCUGUUCUCCUCUCCGGACCUGUCUGGCAUCACGGAGGGCCCUCUGCUGGUAUCCAGCGUACAACACGCUUCCGCCAUCACGCUCAGAGAGGAAGGGGCAGAGGCCUCGGCCUCCACUGCCGUCGUGAUGACGCGCAUCGUGCAGAUGUUCACCGUCAACCAGCCGUUCCUCUUUGCCCUGACGGACGAUACCACUCACGUGCCACUCUUCCUGGGGGUGAUUACAAACCCCAACCCUCACAGUCCGGUGGUGCAGUGAUGUGAUAGCCGAGGCAGCCAAGUCCAAUCUCACGUACAUCCAAUUUCUUUUUAUUGGGUGCAGGCUCAAAACGUAAAGUUCAUGUAAGGUAAUGAAAGAACCGCACACCCAUGAGCUCCCAUUUACUCCAUCUAUCUUUAUUUUCGUGACAUUUCGGGCCACCGCGGCCCUUCCUCAGACCCUCAGAGUCUCAGGCCCGACGCGUCAAGACAAUAAAGAUGGAGUAAAAAGGAUGACACCCGAGGCAGCCAUAGGCCAUAGUGGGAACAUGACACGGGGAAAUACAGAACGUCUCAAAAAACACUUUACAUCAUUGUUAAGUAGAUGUUUAUGAAGACCUUUACAGCAUUUAUUUAAAUUGCAUUGUCAUUAAAUUUGAACAUAUUCAUAUAUUUUUUGGGACCCCCUGUAUCAACAGACAGGACAUACUGCCCCCCCCCAGCUAUUCCACUGCCCCUCCCCCCAGUAAGCAGAAAGGCUCGUGUUGUACAGUCCAUGUCGGAGGUAUACAGACUACACUAUAAUUUCUUUAGAUGCAUUUUAUAAUGUCAAAAAAUGUGUUGAAUUGCCUUGUUUGUUUUACGUUGAUUUUGCUUUGUUGUCACAUUAAAAGAUUUAUAUUGAAAAUGGCAAUGAACAGUAAUUUGUAGGACAUUGACAG
Messenger RNA from Engraulis encrasicolus (European anchovy), 1934 nucleotides. RefSeq names its product serpin peptidase inhibitor, clade F (alpha-2 antiplasmin, pigment epithelium derived factor), member 2a (gene serpinf2a). Bases 38 to 1273 code for a protein of 411 amino acids. Gene Ontology annotation, biological process: negative regulation of endopeptidase activity. The transcript has 8 exons. Gene Ontology annotation, molecular function: serine-type endopeptidase inhibitor activity. NCBI's taxonomy places the organism in Eukaryota, Metazoa, Chordata, Actinopteri, Clupeiformes, Engraulidae. The record is from RefSeq and is a predicted model, not a curated record.